Orbilia oligospora ATCC 24927 is the source of this 480-nucleotide messenger RNA. RefSeq lists its product as uncharacterized. The transcript is spliced from 2 exons. Bases 1 to 480 code for a protein of 159 amino acids. Lineage: Eukaryota; Fungi; Ascomycota; Orbiliomycetes; Orbiliales; Orbiliaceae. The record is from RefSeq and is a predicted model, not a curated record.
AUGCGGCAAUGCCUUAUUUUCGAUUCCCAUGAACAGGGCGCCCGGCUCAUUGGAAUUGAGUACCUAAUUACCGAGAAAAUAUUUUCAACUCUCCCAGAGAGCGAAAAGAAACUCUGGCAUACUCAUAACUAUGAAGUAAAGUCAGGAAUAUUGGCUAUGCCACAGCCGUCAAUUUCACCCAUACCCGCAGCGGCUUGGGAUGUUCUUGAAGAUGCGGAGAUGAAAGAGCUCAUCAAGAUGUAUGGGAAAACGUAUCACCUGUGGCAGGUGGAUAAACAUGAUGUUCCAAUGGGAGAGCCGCAGCUCAUGUCGACAUAUACAAAGGAGGACCAGGUUCCAUCGGGUCUGAGAACAGCACUUGAGAAGAGGGAUAAGGAACUAGGAAUUAGUACUGCGGAAAAGAAGGAGCGAAGGCAAGGGAUCAAAAAAGCAGAUACAGACAAAUGCGAUGAGGUUGAUCAAGCCUGGAAGAAGGCUUGA